AAAAGAAAGCGGCUGAUCGCCCCCGAGAGAAAUUUCAAACGACGAUGGCCGAGUUCAAGCGCCAACCUCUAACCUGAACUCUGCGAUCCAUUUGCAGAAAAACAGCCCAAAAAAAAAAAAAACAAAAAAAAAAAAUGGCAUCACAGCAGAGCCCUUCGUCUUCCUCUUCAAAAAAACCCAAGUUCUCAGUCUACCAAAACCCUAAGUUCUCCGCUGCUCUGACCGCCCGCAGCCUCCAGCCCUCCUCCUCCGCCCUCCUCUUCUCCUCCGCCGCCACCGCAAUCGCCGGUUUCUCUCUCCACCUUCUAAGCUCUAGGGAGAAGCAGUUGGUCUACAACUUGACCCAAAUUCAUGUUCCUCUCUCUACAGCUUUUUUGAUCUCCAAAUGCUUGCAAGGUUUGAUCACGUUGCUGCUUGUGCUGUCACUAUCGGCUCUUAUUCGAGCGUUAUCGCUGCGUAAAACGAAGAAGGCACUGGCUAUUGCUGCAUCCAUUGCGAAGAAACCCGAGGAAAAGGAUAAUCUUUUAACUCAACGGCAACUUGGAUUACUUGGGCUGAACCCAAAAGCAACUGAAAAUGCUGAGGCUGAGCAAUCGAAGAAACCACCCAAAUCAAAACCCAUUACUCCUCAGCGAACCUCGGAGACUCUCGUUCCGAUUCGGAAACCGGGUUUCGGGUCUACCCCUUCUCGCCAGUCAAGAAUUGGGUUGGAUCACCAGAGCUCCAAUAGUGCUAAGAAAACCCCAAUAUCACCAGUUUCAGCUUCUCCUACUCGGGCUUCUCCAUGGUCGAGGCAGAGCUCAGGCAGUGCGAAGGGGAUACUAACGGAAGAAAUGUUAGAGCAAUACUUAGCUGAUGUCGAUGAAAAGUUCACUGAAUCAGCAACUAACUCUGUGACCACAACACCUCAAUCAACCGUUAGGGGCUUUGGCAUUGCUAGCCCUGGAUCGGUUGGCAGCUCAGCUACUGCUUCAGGCACAGCUCGAAGCACUCCAUUGAGGCCUGUGAGAAUGUCCCCUGGUUCCCAUCAGAAGUAUACCACGCCACCGAAGAAAGGAGAAGGAGACCUUCCUUCUCCAAUGUCAAUGGAACAAGCAGUUGAGGCUUUUGAGAAUUUGGGUGUGUAUCCUCAGAUUAGACAGUGGGAGGAUAGAAUUAGACAGUGGUUUUCUUCGGUUCUGAUGAACCCGCUACUUGAUAAGAUUGAAACAAGCCAUAUUCAGGUUAUGCAAGCUGCGUCUGCUAUUGGAAUAUCGAUAACUGUUACUCAAGUUGGAAGUGACCCAGUGAGCACAGCAGCUCCUGUUAAUGUCUCCCCGAUCAAUGGAGCUAAAGAGUGGCAACCGGCAGUCACGGUGGAUGAAGAUGGGCUUCUUCAUCAAUUACGUGCUACACUUGUUCAAACACGUGAUGGAUCAAUGUCACAAUUACUUCUAGCUGGUCAGCAACAAAUACAGCAAAAUCCAUUGCUUCCCCUAGUACAACAAUGUGUAGAUGCCAUCACUGAGCACCAGAGGCUUAACACAUUGAUGAAAGGAGAGCUAGUCAAAGGAUUGCUUCCACAUAGCAGUGUAAGAGCAGAUUAUACUGUUCAAAGGGUUCGAGAGCUUGCUGAAGGAACAUGCUUAAAGAAUUUCGACUAUAUGGGCGAUGGAGAUAGUUAUAACAAAGCAGGAAAAAAGGCAUCAAGCGAGCUUCCAUCUGACUCCCACUUGCUUUUAUAUCUGUUCUGUGCUUUCUUGGAGCAUCCAAAAUGGAUGUUACAUGUUGAUCCUUCAUCCUAUUCUGGUUCACGAUCCAGCAAGAAUCCUUUGUUUCUUGGAGUCCUUCCCCCAAAAGAUAGGUUUCCAGAGAAAUAUGUGGCUAUUAUUUCUGGUGUCCCUUCUGUUAUUCACCCAGGAGCUUGUGUGUUGUCUGUUGGAAAGCAAAGUCCACCAAUCUUCGCUCUGUAUUGGGAUAAAAAGCUUCAAUUCUCUCUUCAGGGAAGAACAGCACUGUGGGAUGCUCUUCUGCUGCUCUGCCACAAAAUUAAAGUUGGAUAUGGAGGUAUAGUUCGUGGAGUCCAUCUCGGUUCUUCAGCAUUCAACUUGCUCCCUGUUCUUGAUUCGAACGACGAAAGCUGAAGGAAAUGUUGUCAGCUUGAAGCCUUCUCGUCCUUGUUGUGAGCUAUAGAUAUUCUGGGUUUUAACUUGGAAGGUCGUCUAACUAGUAAUCAUCCAAAUGUAUUUUUCCUGUUAUGCUGACUAAACAACUAGCAACUUGUUUCUUGUUACGUAGUUGAGGCGACAUCAACACGCAGACUGGUGAUUUCUUUUACUCAAGAGUGUAGCAGAACGAUCUUUUUUCGGUAUCACACCUUAGUUCCUGAAUA
This is a messenger RNA of Asparagus officinalis (garden asparagus), 2371 nucleotides long. RefSeq lists its product as uncharacterized. The record is from RefSeq and is a predicted model, not a curated record. Lineage: Eukaryota; Viridiplantae; Streptophyta; Magnoliopsida; Asparagales; Asparagaceae. Bases 135 to 2123 code for a protein of 662 amino acids. The transcript is spliced from 9 exons. Gene Ontology annotation, cellular component: membrane.